Salmo salar (Atlantic salmon) is the source of this 1229-nucleotide messenger RNA. Its product is annotated as MOB kinase activator 3B. The record is from RefSeq and is a predicted model, not a curated record. NCBI's taxonomy places the organism in Eukaryota, Metazoa, Chordata, Actinopteri, Salmoniformes, Salmonidae.
CACCGGGUUUUCCUCCCUGGCUGUUGCUAUAGGUUGGUGUUAUUUCACCGGGUUUUCCUCCCUGGCUGUGGGAGGUCGAGCGGGAUACAGACAGUUGUGUGUGUGUGGGAACUGUAGUCGAACGACGUCCGGAGAGCAUAUGGUUGGAUUUACCUAAUGUUCAGGAAACCCCGCUUCUUUUGUCUACUCCUCCUCUACCUGCUCCUCCAGAAGUGACUAUUGGUACCGUCGAUUCCUCCCAGGGCUCCCUCCCCCUGCAACACGGUCUGCAGACAAACCUCCGUUGGUCCCCUACUCUCUACUCCCCCUGUCCCUGUCCCCUCUCGCCACGGUCCUCGCCCCCCCCCACCCAACCCCCCCCCAGCCCCCAUCCUAGGCAACAUGUCCAUCGCCCUGAAGCAGGUCUUCAACAAGGACAAGACCUUCCGCCCCAAGCGUAAGUUUGAGCCGGGGACGCAGCGUUUCGAGCUGCAUAAGAAGGCCCAGGUGUCGCUCAGCUCCGGGGUUGACCUGAGGGCGGCGGUCGCUCUGCCCCACGGGGAAGAUCUGAACGACUGGGUGGCCGUGCACGUGGUGGACUUCUUCAACAGGAUAAACCUCAUCUACGGGACGGUGUGCGAGUUCUGCACGGAGAAGAGUUGUCCGGUCAUGUCCGGAGGUCCUAGGUAUGAGUACCGAUGGCAGGACGAUCACAAGUAUAAGAAACCAACGGCUCUACCGGCUCCCAAAUACAUGAAUCUGUUGAUGGACUGGAUCGAGGUCCAGAUCAACAAUGAGGAUAUCUUCCCCACCAGUAUAGGUAUCCCCUUCCCCAAGAACUUCAUCCAGAUCUGUAAGAAGAUCAUCUGCCGUCUGUUCCGGGUGUUUGUUCACGUCUACAUCCACCAUUUUGACCGUAUGAUGCUGAUGGGAGCUGAGGCCCAUGUUAACACCUGCUACAAGCACUUCUACUACUUCAGCACAGAACUCAACCUCAUAGACCGCAAGGAGCUGGAGCCGCUGAAAGAGAUGACUUCUGGUAUGUGUCACUGAGGAGUAGCAGAACCACUGGAGCAGCUGAGGGACUGUCUGGGAUGGCAGGAGGUUACCAUGGAGAUACAGAGGGCUACACAGUUGACUCUGAAGCUGGAUGACAUCAUCAGUGUGAUUCAACUAGCUAGAUGUCAUCACUGUCAUCAGAUAUGGCUGGCUGGCUGGCUGACUGGAUGGAGGGAGGGAGGGAGGGAUGG